Anneissia japonica is the source of this 6784-nucleotide messenger RNA. RefSeq lists its product as uncharacterized. The transcript has 27 exons. Gene Ontology annotation, molecular function: ubiquitin-protein transferase activity; protein binding. Gene Ontology annotation, cellular component: cytoplasm. The record is from RefSeq and is a predicted model, not a curated record. NCBI's taxonomy places the organism in Eukaryota, Metazoa, Echinodermata, Crinoidea, Comatulida, Comatulidae. Bases 568 to 4602 code for a protein of 1344 amino acids.
GUAAGCUAGGUGAUGCAUGAUUUACCUUUUACAAAACCAUGUUGAUUCUCAUUUAAAAGAGAGAAAUUUGUAGCAUGCAAUGUAAUAGAUUUCUUAACGAUUUUUUCAAGUGUUUUGCAAACAAUUAAGGUGAGAGCAAUAGGUCGAUAAUUCUGGACAACAGAGGGAUUCCCACCUUUUAAAACAGGCAAAACAGUUGAAUGCUUCCAGGCUUUAGGCAAUGUACCUGAGAGGAGAGAAAUUCGAAAAAUAUAAAAAAGGGGAAAUGAGAUAAAAGUUGAGAUCUUAUGCAAGAGUCUAGGAGAAAGUUGGUCAGGACCAGGGGAGGAUGAAACAGAAAAAGAGCAAAUAGCAGAGUCGACAUCUUCAGGGGUAAACUGGAUGUUUGUUAAUGCAGGGAUGCCAAUAUCAAAAUCAAGAUGCCCGGAUACCGGAUGAGGAGUUGAUUGCAGUUACAUUGAUUUAGACCGUUCAAUCAUACAAACACUUGGUUAUUGUUUGGUAAGAAGUCUACAAAAACCACGCUCGGAUGUUAAUCAGCAGGAUGCAGACCAUGAAGCAAAAUGCAUGCGAAUUCAACGUAUGGUACUUGCAGCCAUAUUUGAUUUUGUAUGCAAUUCAGACAGCAAGAAAGAUCUUUUACUUGAGGAAUGUCCUUUAUUUAUUGAAGUUCUUCUUCAGCUUUUUCAAAAUACCAAAUGUAAAGAGGUGAUGCGUUAUGGUAUAUUUGUUAUUCAUCAAUUAAGUUUGCAUGACACAAUGUGUGAGAAACUCCUUAAAAAAAAUACUUUGCAAGUAAUACCUGUAAUGGCCAGACGUCAAACUGGGGACAUCAUUCUACAAAAACUUUGCCUUCAAAUGCUUGUCGUCCUCAUUAAUACCCUCCAAAGAGAAACUAGGCAUGGUUUGCAGCAGAUAGCUCGAUGUGGGAUUUUGAUUCCGGCAGUAGCAUGUCUGAAAUCUGAUGAUGCUGAGCUUGUUUACUGGGCUGCAGCUCUUAUUCAUGAAUUUUCUGUUGCUGAUGUACUUCGCAAUGAGAUAUGCCAGAUCCCAUUUCUGAUCGAGAGCUUACAGAAGGCGCUUCAGACAGGUGGUGAGGCUCCCCUUCAGAGGCUCAUUCUCCGAGUUAUAUGCUUUCUGGCCCUUCAUAAUGAUCAUUUUAAACUGUCGCUGAUCAACCAAAAGGGUCUGAUUGAGCGUAUCCCAGUAUGCCUUGCUAGCGGGGAAAAGGAAGUAAUUCAUUGGUCUCUUGUUUUGGUGCAUGAUAUUGCCAUGAUAGGCAAAAAAGCUCUGGAAAAUCUUCUGAAUUUCACCAAUGAUAAGAUAAUUGAAUCUAUUAUGAGUGUAAUAAGGAUGGAUGACUCAGUUUUGCUUCGUCUACUUGCUGAAACGUUUGGCUUUUUCUGUUCAUGUGAAACUCUUCAUCUACGUGUUGUGAAGGCUGGGGCAUUAGCUGGUAUAUUGAAGUUGUCUGAGAUGCAUGAUCCUGACCUGGUGUUCUGGUCUGCAGCAUUACUCCUUAACCUUGCAAUGACAUCAGAUGAGGUGAAAGUUCUUAUUUUACAAGCUGGUGGAUUACACACACUAAUGGAACUAGCUCUUGGCGACUAUGACAACAGUCAGGUGACCACUAUGGCUGCCAAAACUCUUGCUAUGAUGGGAUAUGUAGAGGGUGCACUUCGUGUUAAAGUUCAUUGUAAUAUGGAUACUGCAAGGGUUUCUAUCAUUGACAAGGAAUACAACUUGGACUCUCCGGGGAUUAGCGUUAUGAUGUGGGAUACAUUACACAGCUCUGAAUCAAUUUAUCAAAGCUUCAACUCCAAAUCAGAUGAAGCAAUACCCAUCAAGAUACCCUGUCUCGAGGAAGCCGGACCAAAUGCUAUAGGCAACCUUGUAUUUCUAAUUAUUCGAGGAGAAUAUGGACGAAAACUUCUCAGAGACCUAAAGGAAACCUUGAAAUUCAGUGAUCACACCUCAGUCACUGGUACACUGACCUCUGACCUGUUAACUCUUCCUGCCAGCCAUGUUUGCAUCAUUGUGAGUGUAUUAGAUGAUGACAAGAAACUGGAUGUUUGGCAUAUUAGCAAGAACACUCAAGCAACUGAUCUGCAGCUACAGUUCCCUUAUGCAAGUAUUGUCAAGAACCGUGUUGUCAGAUUAGUCUUGGAACCAGAAAUUAAACUUCUACUAUCUGUGUCACUUACCAGUCCAAUCAGUCGUGUUUCCAGUCUGGAACUCCUUGAGAUACUAGCUCGACCUGAUAGUCACAGUGUGAUUCUUCUGCAAUACCAGGAUCUUGUACAACAUUUGACUACUCCUAUUUGGUAUUGUUCCAAAAAAGGUUUAGAUGAGAGCCAGGGAGAACCUGUUCUUGUAGCACAUUGUGUUGGAGCGCUGAAACUAUUACUAGUGCUUACUGUACAUGAUCAGUAUCGCAAAAGCAUUCUCCUGCAGGACACUGUUAAUGCUGUCACAUCAUUGCUGUAUGAUCUUGUUAGUAUCUGGCUCACUUCCACUCUGGAAGGGAGUCUACCAAUUAACAGACCAUUCAGUAGGGCUGGACGAGAGUCUAAUGUUGUCAGCAGCUUGUACUUUUCUGAAGCAAGACAUGAUAGUUUAGCAGACAGCAUUAGUGUAGACAGCAUCCAGGAUACAAUUUCUACAAUAUCAAGUAUUAUCCAGACAUACAGACCAGUUGCCAUGAUUGGAGAGGCAGAUCCAGAUCAACAAGCGAGGGCAGCACAAGUAGAAUAUGAUAAUGGAAACAGUAGAAUGUCAGAGUUGCCAGGAGGUUUUCCACGAAGCCAGCAUGCGGACAUUUACACAUCAUUAACCCAACAUUCCAUUCAGUUUCUGGUAAAUCUAGCAGCAAUACAGGACCAAGACUUAUUUAAGGUUGUUCAGAUGAUGUUGAUUAAAACAGGAACUGCUCAUCUUCUGUGGGCUUUGCUUCUUCUCAGUCAAGACAAUUUAAAGAAUUCUAUUAGUCUUGCUAUUUCGUCAACUUUGUCACUGUUGUCAGCAGUAGACCUAAGCUCUUCAGCGAACAAUACCGUGCGAUUGGAUCUCACUACUAAAACGCCGGCUCUGAUCUUUAGCGCAAAUGCACUGGAAGUGCGCAAUGAUAGCUGGACAUUUGAAAGCAUUCUGGCCAAUGUUGCUGUACCGAGUCAAGGAUUAAUUUUACCAAAUGGAUGGUACUUUGAGGUUGAACUACGAUCUUCAGGAAUAGUACAGAUUGGUUUUGCAACUAAACAUUCUGCAUUAGAGCCAGAAAAAGGAAUUGGUAUUGGAGAUGAUACUGAAUCUUAUGCGUUUGAUGGGGCUCGAUGUAAACUCUGGAGUGGACCAAUCACAGAACUGAUGAGCAACGACUAUGGAAUGCAGUGGCAAGAAGGUGACAUCAUCAGCUGCUUGAUUGACAAGCAUGGGAACAUCUCUUAUUGGCUAAGAGGAUUGAAUAUGGGUGUGGCCUUUGUAGAUAUAGAUCUGAAGAGAUGCUUCUACCCAGCAUGCUCUUUAUCAACCAAUCAGGAAAUUGCUUUUAAUUUUGGUGACAGGCCUUUCAGGUAUGCUAACAUUAUGCCCGUCGGUUACGUUGCUUACCGCGAAAUCAUCUCCACACCUGUUUCAUUUUCAUCUCGUUACCAUGACGUGCCUGGAGUUUCCUGGUGGAUUCCUUUUGAAGACCUCGACGAUAAGGAUGCAUUUGAUGAGGAAGAGGAGGACAUUAUUCUGACAGAAGACCUUGAAGAUGAAACAUUGAUUGGAGAGGUUAAUGGAUGUGGAGAAGAAAUGGCCAUCUGGACGGACCAGGAUGAGGAGAUUCUUAUCAAGGAUAGUAUGACAGAAAUGGGAGGAGGAGACAAACAAGGUGCCAUACCGUUUAAGAAUGAUGGUGGAGAGAUCCUUUCCAAAGUGGAUUCUGAGACUACAUCUUCACCUGGUGAAGUGGAUCAAGAACUUGCAAGAGAUUCUCCCACUCUUGCAGCUUCUAAUGAAACAUCUCUUAACUGCCCUGAUCAUGUCACGAUAAACCCUGAAAAUGAAAAACAUCCAAAGGAAUGCUUUGACAAUAAUGAUAUUGACACUAAUCAACCAAUCAGAGAUGUGCAAAGUUCAUUAGCUGGUGAUGAGUAUCCAGAUCCUUCGUUGUAUUUUGAAGUAUUAGUGACUGCAGACUCACCUAACUCUGUGAUUGUUGGAUACACAAGUAUUGAUGGUAUGGACCAAGUUUGUGUUAUCUAUAGCACAGAUGGAACACUACAACUACCAGAUGACAGUACUAUUCAGUGUAAAGUGAAUGGAAACACAACCCUUGGAUGUGGGCUGCUGCUACCUCCUGGAUCCAUAUUCUUUACAAUCAAUGGACAUCCAAUAAAGCGACUGUUUUCUUUUGUUAAUGAAGAAGUUGGGACAUCUCCACUUGUACCGAUCACAAACACAACAUUACUGGACUUCAAUUUCGGAAACAGAUUGUUUUUGUAUAGUUCACCAAACCAUCUGGAACAGAGGAUCUCAAUGGCAGCAAUCUUGCAUGAUUUCCAGCAAAAUAGGACAGUAGAGACUCGUGGUUACACGGAACAGGCUGGAAAAGAUUAGGAAUCUGUCCAGAUAAUGAUGCAAAAUUAAUAGGACAAUAGAGGCUGGCGGUUGCACGGAACAGGCUAAAAAAGAUUGGGAAUCUGUCCAGAUAAUGAUGCAAAAUUAAUAGGACAAUAGAGACUAGCAGUUGCAUGGAACUGGCUAAAAAAGAUUGGGAAUUUGUCCAGAUAAUGAUGCUACAUACUGACAUACACAACUGAGUUGAAGAAAUAUUAGGUGCUGAGUGCCUAACAUUUUAUGCACCCUGGUGAGCAAAUUGUUUAUCACACAUCAGGAGCGCUGAUAAGAAAAUGUACAGAACUAGAAAUUCACAUUGGCAUAAACAAGACAAAACAAAUAGAUUAUACCAUUUGAAAUCACUAUAAUGUACCAUUUUUUUAAAUUAAAAAACUAUAUUGAAUGGUGUUAAGGCUAAAAACAGAUCUAUUUAAGAAACAAUGGUAAUGGAAUAAUAAUAAUAAUAAUUUAUUUGGAUAUGCACUUUUGAAUCAGUGGCACUCAACCACAGGGGUGGUGCAUCCUAUCAAGAAAAUAUAUAAAAAUUACAAUCAAAAAGAAAGACAUCAAAAAAACAAGAUAAUCAAAUUAGCUAAAACUAAAAGAGAAAAUAUUUCAACAAUACUCAUUAGUACAAAGGUCACUGGUGAUAAAAUACUCCCAUACAUUUAGGCAAUCAGUAUUAACUAGCAUAUUUUCUAAAACAUGAUAUUCUUCAAUUCUAAUGGUGUUUAGUUGAUUACAUGUGAAUAAAAAAUGUUGUAUAUCUUCAACACCAUUAUUACGCAAUUGGCAGUGCCAUCACUAUUGGGUACCCAUUUACAGCUCCUAUGUCCUAAUUGAAGAGUAUUUGACCUCAUUUUGAAUUUUAGGCUUGCACCCAUAAAAUCUGUCUGGCCAAGUAAAUAUUUUUCCAUAUUCAGACUGCUCUUAAUUGAAGAAUAUUCAAAAGUGACAAUUUUCUUAACAUUUCGCUAUUCCAAAAAGAAACAUAUGAAUCAAGAAUGAACUCUUUGAAAUCGUUAACCCAACACAUAUCGGAUGCAACUCCAAGUCAUGAAUUUUCAAAGAUUGAACCAAUUUCCAACAUUAUAUCAGUACAAGUCUUAAUGAAACUAGAGAGCAGUUUAUAGCAUGGCUCAUCAAUACUAUUUAGACUACGGGAUGUAUUAAGCAUAAAGUUUGGCCAUCUAUGCUUAUCUAAAUUCAUUACAUGAUUAAUGUAUUUAGCUCUAAGUAUGUCCCAGCCUAGGUCCCCAUAUAGAGCUUCUUCUGGUGUGUUUCUGGAUGCUUUAAGGACAUAUCGUGCCAUUUGACGUAAUUUUGUCAAUGUCCUUUUGGCUUUUGCUAAUCCACACUGAACAAGCAUAGAAUAUAUUAAUACAAAAAUGAGUAAAGCCAUGGAUUCUUAUCAUACAUGAUUACAUAACCAUGUAAGAUAAUCUCUUUAGUACUGGGGUCCCAAAUCCCCCAGCAGUCGCUGGAGUCUCCUGGAAAUCGGGACAGCCUUCCGCAAGCAAGCAAGAAUCUACAAAAAGAACACAUAAUUUAGUUUAUAUACCGUCAUUUAAACUUUGAAUUGUGGAUUUUUUUGCAGUCCGACGUGAAUAAAAUGAAGUGUUCCUUAUUUGAUCGAUUAAUAUAAAUUAUGCUUUAAAGGUGUACUGUCUGCCACAGAAUUUGGGUAAAAUUCAAAAAUGCAAUUAAAAUUGAAUAGGUACUUUAAAGGAUCAAAUAAGUUACUAACCACAAACAAAGUUUUAAAAAUAAAGUGUUAGGCUGAUUUCAGAUAAUUUAAUCCAAAAAUCUUUGUUGGUUACCAUAAGGGGGUAUGCAAAUAUUAUAAAAAAUGUACUAUAUAACUAUAUAAAUUGACAGGAAAAUGUUUAUUCAUUCAAAUUUUAAUUUUGGUUUUUUGUUUUUUUUUUUUGCUCAAGACAGAGUACAUAAUUAUUUAUUUCUUCAACAUUUCUAUCACAAUGUUGAAGAAAUUCUGUAUUCAAAUGAAAAACUGUGAGUUGCAGUUGUCAUAAGCCAUCAUCACAUUUAUGAACUUUACAAUAAUUAUUUGUUAAUUUAUUCUGGCCAUAGUUUGACUAGGAUAUUCUGCCACUGUUAUUGUAUUUGUAUUUGGGCUUAUUUUUGUGAUGUGAAUAUUGUAAAUACAUUUACUGAAACACAA